Messenger RNA from Scleropages formosus (Asian bonytongue), 2779 nucleotides. Its product is annotated as ras-related protein ralB-A. The transcript is spliced from 5 exons. Gene Ontology annotation, cellular component: membrane. The record is from RefSeq and is a predicted model, not a curated record. The coding region runs from base 643 to 1263 and encodes 206 amino acids. Gene Ontology annotation, biological process: signal transduction. Lineage: Eukaryota; Metazoa; Chordata; Actinopteri; Osteoglossiformes; Osteoglossidae. Gene Ontology annotation, molecular function: GTPase activity; GTP binding.
UUACUGGGGUGUCCUCUUGCUGAGACGGGGGUUUCCUGUGCCAGGGGAGGUGAGCGUAGAGUUUCCUAUCAUCUUUACAGCAUCUAAAGUAAAGUAAUUUCUUGGGGUGGGGUGCCGUCAGAGGGGUUUAGUGCCUGUGUGUCAUUGGUCAUCGCGCUGAUGUCUCCCUUACAGCGAAUAUGAUCUCGCAUGAGGUGUUGGGUACAAAUGCUGUGGGCAGGAAAUUUCCGUUCUCAGAAUUGCCCGGCUCCGCUGCCGGACCACACCGGAAUGAUGCGCGUUAACUUUGUGCUUCAUAUACUUAGCCAUGUACAUGCUAAUUUUGGCAAGAGAACCACCUGGUGCCCUCGGGUAGUGUUUUUGUUUUUUUCUGGCAGCUGCUGUGCAAUGCACAGGGUCUGAGCAGAAGCACUAGCCUCUGUGGAUGAACAGGCCAGGGGGGAUUCCUGUGUGUCACCUCUGGGGUUUCCCAAAGAACAGCCCUGAGCUCAGGGUGCAGUGCGUGUCGCCGCUGUCGAGGACAGCACAGCUACUUAAACGCAGCGUUGCUCCGAAGUGUAUUGCGGCCUCCGGAUUGUUGGGGACGUGCCAGCCAGUUUCAGGGUACUUCAUCUGCUCCGUUGGAGUCCACCGCGCCCUCCAAUGGCGGCCAACAAGACUAAGAACCAGAGCUCUCUGGCCCUGCACAAAGUGAUCAUGGUGGGCAGUGGAGGGGUGGGGAAGUCAGCCCUCACUCUGCAGUUCAUGUAUGACGAGUUUGUUGAGGAUUAUGAGCCCACCAAGGCUGACAGCUACCGGAAGAAGGUGGUUCUGGACGGGGAGGAGGUCCAGAUCGACAUCCUGGACACAGCAGGGCAGGAGGACUACGCAGCGAUUCGGGACAACUACUUCCGCAGCGGAGAGGGCUUCCUGCUGGUGUUCUCCAUCACAGAGCAGGAGUCCUUCACUGCCACAGCCGAGUUCAGGGAGCAGAUCCUGCGAGUGAAGGCAGAGGAGGACAAGAUCCCACUGCUGCUAGUGGGCAACAAGUCGGACCUGGAGGACCGCAGGCAGGUCACCGCUGAUGAGGCCCGGGCCAAGGCGGAUGCGUGGGGGGUGCAGUAUGUGGAGACCUCAGCCAAGACGCGUGCCAAUGUGGACAAGGUAUUUUUUGACCUUAUGCGAGAGGUGCGAACAAAAAAGAUGUCAGAAAACAAGGACAAAAAUGGCAAGAAGAGUGGCAAGAAGAAGAACUCCUUUAAGCAGCGAUGCUGUUUACUCUGAAGGUAACGGGGACCUUUCAGUGCCAACCUGUCACCAUCUGGAGGGAACUGCCUUUGUGCUUGACAAAAAAAAUGCAUCUACUCAUUUUUCCCCUUCUACAUAAUGGGAGUAAAGAUAAUGGUGGCGCUUCACAGUGAAGUGAAGACUGGAAUCGUGGGUCUUCUCAACAUUCAGCUGCCAAACUGUCCCAAACACUACGUUUGCUCUGGUUUUGCAUCUUGGUUGUCUGCUUAUCUGUUUUGUUCUUAAAGACAGUUUUGUGCUUGCAUUCUAGGUUUAUCCUUUUUUUUUUUUUUUUUUUUUUUUUUUUCCUCCUCUACAAAGUAUUUAGGGUAUUUCAAAUUCAGUGCCUCAAAUGUAACAUUUUUGCACAUCAAGCUCAUUCAUUUCACGAAGUUGAUUUGGUAAAUGUGACAUUUGUAUUUCCUUCUUGUAUGUGUGAUUUGCAUUUAAUUUGUUAAUGUUGGGCUGUUAUGGAGGAUGAGGCAAACAAAAAAUUCAUUGAUCAAUUAAAGACAUUAUUUUUUUCUCCCCAUCAUCUAAAACCUGUUGUCCAGUGAAGGGUUAUAGUGGUCUGGGAUCUGUUCAGGAGUGGGGUGUGAGGCAGGGUACACCCUGCACUGGAUGCACACAGAGCAAUUCAGAGUCACCACUUCACCUGAAACACAUCUUUGGACUUUGGGAGCAAACACAUGGAAUCAUUGGGGCAACAUGAAUUCUCCACGGAGAGUGAGCUAGACUGGAAUCCACAGCCAAGGAACAGUGAGGCACCAGUGCUGCCCACUUUGCCACCUACCGACUGAAUAUAAAAAACUGAACAAUACAUCAGUUAGUCAGUAUAACAAUACAGGAAAAACCCUAAAUUAGAAAUCAAUGUAAAAAGUUUAAUGCCAAAAUUAAGUUUAAAUUUGCUUUUUUGGUUGUAUUUUUACUCUAUGUAUUUCUGCUCCAAGCAGUGGAUGUAAGGGACACUCACUGGUGAUUAACCAAAUAUUUGGACCUCGUUACACCCCUCAUCCCCUUGAAUUUUUCAAAUGCUGAAAAAACUGAUCUACACUGAAAAGUAUGGAUCUCUGAGAGUUACACUUGAGACAGGAAGCAUCACAGCUCUGUGUUAGACAUCCAGAGCUCAGAAGGUAAAGGACGUCAGCAGCAGGAUCCAACCGCCUUACUGCAGAAGAAUCUGGAGAACAGUGAUGGUGCCAAGAAAAGGAGAUGUUUGAGACAUGUUCCUUUUUACAUAAGUGACAGCUGCUCGUUUUCAUCAGUUUCUUUGUUUCCCUGCCUGUGGAAAAAGUGCUUGUGAGGAACAUGGAACUCUGUUUUAACCUUAAUCGUUAUACUCAUGGCCAAGUGUCAACCCAUUGGAGCUGUGUGUGUGUGUGUGUGUGUGUGUGUGUGUGUGUGUGUGUGUGUGUGUGUGUGUGAGAGUGAGAAUGUGAAUUCUCAUGUGUUAACUGGGUUGUUUAUUACAAAGCAUCAAACUGUUGCCAAAUAAAUGUUUUUCUUCUUUGUA